GGCUUCCUGUGCCUCCUCAGUGCUGGAGGCGGGCCUUGGGGUCGCAGUCCGCGCCGCCGCCCGGCCGACUCACGUGACUGACCUGGGCUCAGGAGAGGCCGGCACCACUGAGGAAGCGGCGGCUGAGGCGGCAGAGGCAGCGACUGCAGCUGGGAGCUAGCGGCCAGGCGAGGGACGGGCCGGCUGCCCUCUCGGACCGCCGCGGCGGAAGAGAAAAAUGGCGGAGGCCUCGGCGGCCGGGGCGGGCUCAGGCGCCACCGUCGCCGCGCACCGGUUUUUCUGCCACUUUUGCAAGGGCGAGGUCAGCCCCAAACUACCGGAAUAUAUUUGUCCCAGAUGUGAAUCAGGCUUUAUUGAAGAAGUGACAGAUGACUCCAGUUUUUUAGGUGGUGGCGGAGGCCGGAUGGACAAUAGCACAUCAACACAUUUUGCAGAGUUCUGGCGCAAUUUGGACCACACGAUGAUUAUACAAGAUUUCAGACCAUUUCUAAGUAGCAAUCCACUGGACCAAGAUAACAGAGCCAAUGAGAGAGGUCACCAAACUCACAGUGACUUCUGGGGACCAAGUCGGCCUCCAAGGCUGCCAAUGACUCGGAGGUACAGAUCGCAAGGAAGUGCUCGUCCCGAUAGAUCCCCAGCCAUUGAAGGAAUAAUACAACAGUUCUUUGCAGGAUUCUUUGCAAAUUCUGCAGUGCCUGGGUCCCCGCACCCUUUUUCCUGGAGCGGGAUGCUGCACUCCAACCCUGGGGACUAUGCCUGGGGUCAGACAGGGCUGGAUGCCAUUGUAACCCAGCUUUUAGGACAACUGGAAAACACGGGGCCUCCCCCAGCUGACAAGGAAAAGAUCACAUCUCUUCCAACAGUGACAGUAACUCAGGAACAAGUUGAUAUGGGUUUAGAGUGUUCAGUAUGCAAAGAAGAUUACACAGUAGAAGAGGAAGUCCGGCAGCUACCCUGCAACCACUUCUUUCACAGCAGUUGUAUUGUGCCCUGGUUAGAGCUGCACGAUACAUGUCCUAUAUGUAGGAAGAGCUUAAAUGGUGAGGACUCUACUUGGCAAACCCAGAGCUCUGAGGCCUCUGCAAGCAACAGAUUUAGCAGUGACAGCCAGCUACAUGACCGAUGGACUUUCUGAAGCCUAAGCCGCAUCUGAGCCAGGGCUGUGGUGGUCUUCUUACAGGUGUAUAUUGUAUCAAAGCAAAAAGAUAGUAGAAACCCCGACCCAUAAUAUUAAUGCAAUGAGUGUUUUUCUUCUCUAAAUUUAAAGUUAGCAUCUGUAGAUGGAAUUGUAUCUACAACCAAAUGCCUCUCCUUCCUGAAUUCAGAGUGAUAAUUUUAUAAGUGUGAAACUUUGCUAUGUGGGUUUCCCACCACCGGAAUAGAAUCAGCUCCUUAAAGUGUAGCUAGGGCCCUGCUACCUGUCAUGUUACCUUGUAAUGGAUGCUCUCACCUCCGUGUCCAGCCUCCACCUACCAUCUGUUAGUGCAUUUUACAGUAAAUGCAGUGGAACUAGAGCCCUUAACGUGCUGCUGAUGUGAAGUCCUCCUGUUUCAAUUGUACAAAAGCAUAUGCUCUUGACCACACUUAGCUGUGACUUGAGGUCAGAUUAAUUCAGGAAUUUAGGCCUAAUCAUUUUGUUUUGUCUUAAACCCUCAGAGAGCAAAUCACAGAAAAAUUACAGUGGGAAGGGGAAAGUGGCAUAUUUUUGUGCCCGUUGGUGUUCUCAUUUGAACUUCUAAAGCCUACUUCACAAGUUGCCGUUUCCUCAGAAACCGCCAUGACACAUCUUAGGAGUCUCCUGUUGGUUGGAAUCGAUCUGGAUCCUUUGGGGAAUGAGCAGGGCAGCAGACAUGCGCAGAGGACAAAUGUCUGAAAUCUUUGGUUCUGAUGUUUUUUAAUGAUCCCCAACUCAUCGUUUACUGUCUUUUGUCCUGGAGACCUUAAAAUAACUUCCUUCACAGAGGUGGAAUUACUUCAUUAUUGCUUCUGCUACAGCCAUGUUACCGUUUUUAGUAAUUCAUUGGUCUUUAGGGAUUGAGAUUUUUGCAUGGUCUCAUUUUAAUUUUUUAAGCCCUUUAAUCAUCUCUGAAACCUUUCUGUUGGCUUGGUUCUUAAUGGCUGUACUUGGAGUCAGACCUGUGGUUGUGAUCAUGCCCAAAACUGCUUGGCCUAGGAGAACUACACCUUAUUUUUUUAGCCCAGCAGCGUCCUGUGUACAUGCAUGCACUCUUUGGAGCAUUUGAAGAUCAGAAGUGUCCUUGGAACCUCCAAGUCUCAAAAGGAAAUGAUGGGGACAUGUAACCACUGUUGGUGCACCCACAAGGGUGACAGAGGGGCACCGUUUAUAUGGUCACAUCAGCCCUUCCGAACAAGAAGGCCACUUUUGGGUCAGUCUCUUUCUUGGCUAGGAGUCUCUUUUAGUUUUUGUUGACUAUCAUAUACUAUACACUGAUUCUGGGGGGGUAUGAGAAGGGGGUUAGAUGAUAAAGGAGUAGGGGGCAGAGAGAGAAAGGGGGAGCGUGGCUUGCUGAAUUCAUAGCCUGUCUGUAAAAGUUGUGUCCAUAAGGGAUGAUUUAGGUUGGGCCCAGAGGGAAUAAAAGUUGUUUUUUCAUGUGCCUCUCAUGUCAUACCUCUGUAGUGACUGUUUCUUUGGACAAUGUGAGCUAUUUGCUAAGGCUAUUGAAAUGUCACCCCAAAAUACACAUUGGUUUUGAAUCGGGGGGUGAAGAGAUGGGGUGGGGUGGAGUGAGGUAUAUUAUGACUGUUUAAUGGCCACUAUUCAACUGUCAGAAAAUUUAUGAUAGUCUGGAAAAAUUUGUCUGCUUGUUAAUAUGCGCAGGUGCCAGGAUAGGCGGUUGUGUUUUCACUCACAACUAGAGAACUAGAAAGGAUCGGAGUGGCUUCACUAUGGGAUGAAGCACAGUGCUGGGUCGGGAUUUAGCUUUUCCUACACAGAAUAGCAAGUAGCAUCCGUCCGAGUUACCUGAAAUCUUCUUCACUUUUGCUCUGAUAAAGGACAGGAGGCUCAUUUGGCCGUUCCCCAGGUCCCUCCCACUUAAGGAAUCUAGAGCUUCUUCCUAGAAUUGGCAGCACCUCAGAUUUCCAGGUUAAUUUAGGUUAAGGAGUGUUAGGGUUCUCCAGGGAAGCAACGAGAUUUAUAAGGAGUUGGCUUAUGCUAUUAUGGAGGCUAAGAAGUCCCAAGGUCCGCAGCCAGCCAGCCACGAGGGAGUCGGCGGUAUUGUUCCAGUCCGACUCCGAAGGCCUGAGCACAGGCAAUUUGGUGAUGUAAGCUCCAGCCCAAAAAGCCAGAAGGAUCUGAUGUUUCGGUUUGAGUCCAAAGGGAGUAAAGGACUGAUGUCCCAAUCCAUGUGGGCGGGCAGGAGAAGUUCCCCUUACCGGUAGGAGUGUCAGUAUUUUAUUCUGUUAAGGCCUUCAACUGAUUGGAUGAGGCCCACCCACAUUAGGGAGGGAAAUAUGUUUUAUUCAGUCUACUGAUUUAGAUAUUAAUCUUAUUUAAAAAAUACCCUCAUGGACACACCCAGAACUAUCUUGGCAUCCCAUGGCUGAGUCAGGUUGACACAUAAAAUUAACCAUCACAAGAAAAAUAGAAAUGAUGCACACAGCACAGUGAGCCUCCUCCCACUUUUUUGUCAGGUGAACAGAGUGUGUAUGGAAAUGCCUGGCUUGCUGGGAGAUGUCAGUACUGGGGUUAAACAGUGGAGGUAAUAUAUAUGGGAUGCGGACCAGCUUGCUUUGUGCAUCACACCUGUUUUUCCUCUUUGGCCUAAAUUCACCUGGAAGUGUGAGAUACCUCCCAUUCUGGGAAGAAACACCGUGGACUCGUUGGUCCAACACCACAGUGUGGCUGGAGUUAAGAGUUUAUUUCUAGGAAUGCCUUGGUCUUAAAUGUUUUAAAACAUAGUUUAGAUACAGCCUGCAGCAGAGGGCUAUGUAACCUGAAUUUUUCAUUUUCAGGUGUUUCCUUGAUAGCUGGAAGGCUUACAGACGCAGGAACCUGGAGCCUUCAGGAGUCAAGAGGGCUGAUUUAGCUCUCCCUGGUGGUCAAAGACAAGAGACAGCUGUUGGCAAUUUCAGAUCUUGAACCUUUACAGUGUUGAGGCCUCAGCAUUCAUGUUAAAUGGCCUACCCUUUGAGUCCCAUGCAGAGCUAAACAGAUUGCUUUUUUAUUCAUGAAUGUCUUCUUUGCCUUCCUCUUGUCUGUUAUAAUUUGAAAUAAGAGGGAAGAAAACUGUCUUAGCACAUAAAUAGGAGAGACUUGAAAGUUGAGAGGUUGUACAGGGCAUCGCCUCGCUGGCCUCCAGGUGAUUAUUGCUUCUCAGGUACUUUCCAGACAGGUUAGUCUAAUCUUCAUUGGGUUAGUUCUGGCUGGACAGAACUGGGCAGUUGAGUGGGAAGGGCAGAGAAGGGAACUUUUAGCUGAUAGAUCGCCAACAUCUUUAACGUUUCUAAGCUAGUGAGUUGGGAGGAGAGAGAAAGUCUCAUUCUGGCAUUAAAAAUUAAUUUUCCCCCAAAAUUCCUAUUGGCAGUUCUCUGAAGAGUUGAGAAACUUGAAGAAUCCAGAAUGAUAUUUUGUCCCUGUUGGUAUAGAUCCUUGACUCCUUACAAUAAUAUUUUAAUUUCUAAGAGAAAGGAAUUAUUCUAGGUGGAGGAUGUGGAAAUGGCUAUAAAUCAGAUGCUUCCUUAGCUUAUUCUAAAUUUUAGUUAAAACAUAUGCUGUGUAACGGUUGAGCAAGUGCUCGUUAGAUGCUUUCGUUGAGCACUAGUGUCUCUGGUCCAAUAAUUAGCUCUCAAGUUAGAAGGAAGAUUUGGGGGGAACACUCCCCCCCCAACAAGUCUCACUUUGAUUGAUUAGUUAUUAGAAAAAUUCCAUGUUUGUGUUUUCGUAUUGCACUUUUGUAUGUGCAUGUGGGUGUGUGCAUGUAUAUAUUCACAGAUGCACACAGACGCACAUGUUACUAGAGGAAGGAAGGAUGUGAUGGGCACUGAGGUGACGUGGGCAGGGCUAUCACAGAGGGUGGGCCUCCCAGUCUGAUGCUCAGUGUACACACCUCAGGCCCUCGCGUUUCUGUUCUUGGUUGUGGGACAUUGUUGGCUUGGGCAAGCACCCUGUAUAUGGUGUGGUGAAGGAUUCAGUAGAGGUAAAAGCCUAGUCAUUUAUGAAGGUUGAGAAUAAAUGGCUUUCAUAACCCAUCACUUCUGUAUUAACAGUAAAUUGAACUCAAAUACAAUUACUGUUUUUAAAAAAAAUUUUCUUGAUAAAUUAUUGCUACCAAAUUGACUUCUCUCAUGACUUGCAUGCUUCACUUUCUCCCUGGUGUCCAGGUGCUGUUUCCUCAAGGAGUACUAAUUAAAUAUGUCCGUCUAAUGAGGAGGGGAUCAUAGUCUGUGUCUGUUCUAAACAACAAACAGCCUCUGGGGUUUUGGGAGGUGAGGGGCACUCAGAGUUGGCGGUUAGAGCCGAUCUAGGCAGGCCACUGCCAUCUGGGAAGGAAGACGAUUUGGGGAGGACAAGGGAGCAGAGCUGGGAUGUAGAUGGUUGGAUGUUAGUGGCAGACCCUCUGGCCUGUGGUAGAGAGGUUGCAGGGUCAGAAUGCUCUUUACAGGAAUAAGCCAGUGGAGAUUCGGGAGUCGGGAACACCAGCAGGAGAGGACUCUUGUUGAGAGUUUCCAAAAUAAUGUCACAUAAGCUGCAGGCAGUUGGGGAAAAGGUUUGAUGGGGUAAACAUCCCAAGUGGCUAUCGCGUGGGAGGGAAUUGUAGCUUGCGGUGAUGUUAGUGUCUCAGUGCUCAGGCUGGGAACCACAGGGGCUGCUCCAGGGGUCUAAAAUCCAGUGGGUAGAAUACAGUGUAUACAAUUGGGGACACUUUCCAGGUUCAAAAGAAAGCCCUUGUCCGAUCCAAAGGACACUGAGGCUUUGAUCCCUUAUACCUGCCAGACAAAUGGAAUUACAGGCAUGAUCUACACAAACUUAGUUUUGCCUGAUUACAUUUAGAAGGUGUCCACGGCAGUGGGGUCUAAUGUUGCCUUUCCUCUUUCAGCCAGGACACUUGUAUCUGAAUCAUGGGGUUUUGGCUUGUGGUUCUUUACCAUUUCUGAUCAGAGGCACCAUUUUCAAGGUCCAAAAAUUAUUAAGACUCCCUCCCAACAAGAUGAUAGCUGUAUUUUUAGCAUUUUGGUAAAAAAAAAAAAAACAAAAACAAAAAGCAGCUGUGAUUUCAGUAAUGCUUUUACAUCAGUUUGUCUUUAUUAGCCACACUGGAGCUACAUCCAGUUGAACUGUACAUACAUAUUUAUAAGACGGAUCUCAAAACUUCACUUGCCCAAGGACACUCAGCUGGUAUGUUGCAGAGUCAGAAUUUUAAUCCAGGUCUUUUUGCUCCACUCCUGGUCUUUUUACCUCCAUGAGAUACACAGUCCAAAAUCCUUUGAGUUGAGGUUCAGGGCCAUCACUAAUAAGGGUCUUACCCGUCUCUUUCAGCUUUCUCUGUGUUCCCACAAACCUUAGCUCCCACAUUUGGCAGGUCCUGGCCAAGGACCACAGGUAAGGUGUCUGUUCCCUUGUGAUGGCUCCAGUUAAAUUGUCUGCGUUCCUGCCUCUUCAUCCAUGUAGUUCUUUCUAUUAGGAAUAUCCUGCCCCCUCUUCCCUGCUUAACUGUGACAAGAGGCCAUCUGUUCAAAGAGAAACAGAAUUUGAGAAUUUAGGAGAAAAACAGCUGCUAGUAUUGCUUUGGACUUAAUCUGACCAGAGAGGUUGACAAGUCCUGAGUUGAAGCUAGACAGCGGGGUGUGUGGUGCUCCUGGUCUGCACACCUUCCUCCAGCCUAGCUGCGUGGAGGCCGCCGAACACCACGUGCUCUUCGUUUCCUCAUUUGCGCUCCAUGUCAAGCCACCGGCUCUGGCUCCCUGUCUCCUGUCCUACCUGUCUUUGCUUGUUUCCUCUCUCUCUGCCCUUUACAAUGUUAAAUAAAAGUUUCUUCCAAAAGCAA
Hipposideros armiger (great roundleaf bat) is the source of this 7007-nucleotide messenger RNA. It is a transcript of the gene RNF115, whose product is annotated as ring finger protein 115. The record is from RefSeq and is a predicted model, not a curated record. Gene Ontology annotation, biological process: ubiquitin-dependent protein catabolic process. Lineage: Eukaryota; Metazoa; Chordata; Mammalia; Chiroptera; Hipposideridae. Bases 218 to 1135 code for a protein of 305 amino acids. The transcript has 9 exons. Gene Ontology annotation, cellular component: nucleus. Gene Ontology annotation, molecular function: ubiquitin protein ligase activity.